AUGAUCAUUGGGCAUCUAAGUAGUGAUCAAGCCCCUGCAACUAUUCCAAAAGGCCGCGACAGUUCCGCCACGGUCUAUCGGUCCGGAAAAGUUGACCAUGUUGCCAAAUGGGACACUACCAAGUGCCGCGGCCCUGGAAAUUGCAAGACCCUAACAAUUUUAGCUGUCGCUGUUUAUCUCCAAUUAUUUAAAGAGCAUGACCCUUUCGAUUCCUCACUUCAGGUCGGAAUUGUGAUCAAUUCAAUUCGUGACGUUGACAAUCUUUUCGCCAUGGUUUACUUCUCUACUAUUGCGCUGGCAGUGGCCAGUGUUCUUCCACAGCUGACCCAAGGAGUUGGCUUAAAUACUGCUGCCGUUGCAAAGGGAAAGCUAUACUUUGGAUCAGCGACUGAUAACCCCGAGUUGACCGAUGCUGCUUACCUUGCCCAAUUGAGCAACACAGAUGACUUCGGUCAAAUUACUCCCGGCAAUGCGCAAAAGUGGGAUGCAACCGAGCCAUCUCAAAACACCUUCUCCUACACCAAAGGAGAUGUCAUUGCCAACCUUGCUGCUACAAACGGUCAAAAGCUGCGAUGCCAUAAUCUGGUUUGGCACAGCCAAUUGCCUAAUUGGGUCUCAAGCGGCUCUUGGACUAACGCCACUCUGCUGGCUGCCAUGAAGAACCAUAUCACCAACGUGGUGACCCACUACAAAGGCGAAUGCUAUUCUUGGGAUGUAGUCAACGAAGCUCUGAACGAGGACGGUACCUAUCGCAACAAUGUCUUCUACCAACACAUCGGCGAGGCAUACCUUCCCAUCGCAUUUGCAACUGCAGCUGCCGCAGACCCAGAUGUCAAACUCUACUACAACGAUUACAACAUCGAAUCAGCCGGUUCCAAGUCGAACGGUGCCCAAAGAAUCGUCAAGCUCGUGCAGCAGUAUGGCGCCAAGAUCGAUGGCGUCGGUCUACAAGGACACUUCAUUGUCGGAAGUACUCCUGGUCAGAGCGCGCAAACUACCAACUUGGCCGCAUUCAUAGCCCUGGGGGUCGAAGUUGCCUACACUGAACUUGACAUCCGUAUGACUCUGCCCUCAACUGCUGCCUUGCUGACCCGGCAGUCGGCCGACUACCAGAGUACCGUUGCGGCGUGCGUGGCAAAUGCAAAGUGUGUUGGUGUUACUCUUUGGGAUUACACUGACAAGUACUCCUGGGUUCCUAAUACGUUCCCCGGUCAGGGUGAUGCGUGUCCUUGGGAUGCGAACCUGGGGAAGAAGCCGGCCUAUGCGGGCAUCUUGGCUGCUCUGGGGGUUACGUCUUCUCCCACUUCCACUACUACCUUUAUAACCACCACCACUACUGCCAAUCCGGGUGGGACUGUCGUCCCUCUCUAUGGUCAGUGUGGUGGCUCAGGCUGGACUGGAGACACCAUUUGUGCAAGUGGAACCUGUAAAUACGUCAGUGAAUGGUAUUCGCAGUGUAUGUAG
Penicillium digitatum Pd1 is the source of this 1464-nucleotide messenger RNA. The record is from RefSeq and is a predicted model, not a curated record. Lineage: Eukaryota; Fungi; Ascomycota; Eurotiomycetes; Eurotiales; Aspergillaceae.